GAACAGCGUCACAGAAGAUACUCGAGACUCUAACCAUGGGGACGGUGAGGGAGCUUCACCUUUCUUCUUCAUCUGCUGGAGUGCUGGGUCUUUCCGUCUGGAGUGACAGAUGGAUCUUGUACUUCAAUCCACAGGAGGGGGCCAGGCGGUUCACGCUCCAGGUCGAGAUGCAGUGCCGCUGCAUUGGCUGCGUCAAGAAAGUCGAGAAGGCCAUGGCGUCCAUUGGGAGUCUCAGGGGAAUCGAAACUUCGGUAGGGGAUGUUGGCACUGGGAUUGUCACGGUGGUUGGGAAGGUGGAUCCAACAGAGGUCUGCCACUGGCUGAAGAAGAAAACAAAGAAGAGUGUCAAAGUUGUCGGUCCUGAUCCAGCCAUUGAGAAUCACAACCAGAAAAUGGUAGUGAUCCUAGGAAGCAGUUCAAGAGCUUGGCACACUACACCCUCAGCUCCACCAUUACAAGAUGAGAUGUCCUGGGCUCUAGUGCCACCAGUAGGUCAGCAUGAUCAUAAGAGCCUACAGUUGAUCGAGGAGAAGAUCAAGGGCCUUGAGAAGGUCAGGGAUGUCCUGAAGAUCAAGAACCUGGAGAAUGAGCUGAUUGCAGCCAAGAGUGAGCUCGAACAGUCUAGGAAAGUGAUCAAAAGCAGUAAGAAGGCUUUGCUGGAUAGUGCUUUGAAUCAGCUCAAAGCAUAUAGGAACCUGGAGGCACUCAGUCAGUUACCAUACGACUAACAAGUAAAGUUAUGCAGCAAUUCUAUCUCCGUGAGAGUUCUGCUAGUUGCCACCAUAGCACCAUGUUUUGUGAAGGUGCUCUGUGGUUUAGUUGUGUCUUGCCACCUAGCAAGUAAAAGUUACCUAUCAAACCUGUCCAACGUUUGUUUGAACUACCAAAACAUCACUUGAUGUAAGUUUCCAGCCCACUAAGGCAAUUAUCAAUUUCUCACGCUUGGUGGUGUUGGUGAAAUUGCUCGUCCAU
Molecule: messenger RNA, 972 nt
Organism: Panicum virgatum (switchgrass)
Lineage: Eukaryota; Viridiplantae; Streptophyta; Magnoliopsida; Poales; Poaceae
Product: heavy metal-associated isoprenylated plant protein 5-like
Exons: 3
Coding region: 36-728 (230 amino acids)
Molecular function (GO): metal ion binding
Source: RefSeq, a predicted model, not a curated record